AUGCAGACUGCUCUAGCAAAACCCCCUCAGAAAAGGCAAGUCAUUUUUCUUGCUAUACUGUUGUUUUUAUGGGGGGCUGACUCUAAGGCGAUUAGAUAUUCCAUUCCAGAAGAAACAGAAAGCGGCUACUCUGUGGCCAACCUGGCAAAAGAUCUGGGGCUCAGGGUGGGGGAGCUGGCCACUCGGGGAGCACGAAUCCAUCACAAAGGCAGCAAACAGCUCUUGCAGCUUGAUGUAAAAACCGGCAAUUUGCUUCUACAGGAAAAACUAGACCGGGAGGUGCUGUGUGGGGCGACAGAACCCUGUGUAUUGCAUUUCCAGCUGUUACUGGAAAACCCAGUGCAGUUGUUUCAAAUUGAUGUGCAACUCAUAGAUGUAAAUGACCAUUCUCCAGAGUUCCUAGACAGGGAAAUGAUCCUUAGAAUCCCAGAGAGCGUCCAGCCAGGGUCUGUGUUUGCUUUGAAAUCAGCUCAGGACUUGGACAUGGGUAGCAACAGUGUUCAGAACUACACAAUCAGCCCCAACUCCUAUUUUCGUGUUGCUACUCACAACCGCGGUGAUGGAAGAAAAUACCCAGAGCUGGUAUUGGGCAAAGCCCUGGACCGGGAGGAAGAGCCUGAGCUCAGUUUAACUAUCACAGCACUGGAUGGUGGGGCGCCGCCCAGGUCUGGGACUGUCACAGUUCGCAUUGAAGUGAUAGACAUCAAUGAUAAUGCCCCCGAAUUUUUACAGUCCCUGUAUGAGGCACAGGUUCCUGAGAACAGUCCCAUAAACUCAUUAGUUCUUGUUGUCUCUGCUCGAGAUAUAGAUGCAGGAACUUAUGGGAGUGUAUCCUACUCUUUACUAGAAGGUGAUGAAGUUUCUCAACCAUUUGUAAUACACGAAAAAACAGGAGAAAUUCAUCUGCAAAGAGCAUUGGAUUUUGAAGCAACCCAACAUUAUAUCAUAGAAAUUGAAGCAACAGAUGGUGGAGGCCUURUGGGAAAAUGCACAGUGGCCAUAGAAGUGGUGGAUGUGAAUGACAAUGCUCCUGAACUAACCAUGUCCACACUCAGCAGCUCUAUCCCAGAAAACUCCCCAGAGACUCCCUACCUGCCGCUCCCGGAAGCGCCGCCCGAGCGUGCGCAGGGGGACUCGCUCACUGUCUACUUGGUCAUCGCCUUGGCCUCUGUGUCAUCGCUCUUCCUCUUCUCUGUGCUGGUGUUCGUGGUUGUGAGGCUGUGCAGGAGGCGCAGGGCGGCGCCGCUGGGUGUCUGCUCUAUGCCUGAGGGCCACUUUCCUGGACACCUGGUGGAUGUUAGUGGCACUGGGACCUUGUCCCAGAGCUACCAGUAUGAGGUAUGUCUUGCUGGAAACUCUGGGUCUGGUGAGUUCAAGUUCCUGAAACCAAUAUUCCCCAAUCUCUUGCUUCAGAACACUGGGAACUAA
Urocitellus parryii (Arctic ground squirrel) is the source of this 1428-nucleotide messenger RNA. Lineage: Eukaryota; Metazoa; Chordata; Mammalia; Rodentia; Sciuridae. The record is from RefSeq and is a predicted model, not a curated record.